CUCCUUUAGUCUGAGGCAGAACUUGCUGUCCCGUGCAGACAGGGAAAAAAAGCUGGCCGCCUACUAGCUAGCUCUGAUCAUCAGGCUAGUACCCAGAACAUAAGUGAGGCAACUGGAACGCCACCACGGAUUUCCUGUGGGACAAGCGCACGGGUCUCGCUGCGAAAACGAUGCCUCACACAAGACGCUACUCGUCUUCGGACAGAGACAGUCGAAGCAGCUACCAGGACCGCUACAGAGACAGCAGAGGCAACUACCAGGAUCGUUACAGAGACCGAGACAGGGACAGAGGGCGAAGACAGCGGCACAGAAGAUCACCAUCAUUUUCAUCCAGCAGUGACAGAGAACGAGACAGAAGGGGGCGGGGACACAGACAGGAAGGAAGCUUUGUACGCUCAAGGAGUCGUAGUUUUGACAAUCGCUUAGUGGAGCACCGGCCAUAUGACCGAAGAUACUACGAACGGGACCGCGACAGAGAACGAGAACCACAUGGAGCAGCUGAAAGUUACUAUCCACGCAACUUCUCUCCAAACGUGUACGACUAUCGACGCGGCCGUGAGAGGGAACGGGAAGAGUCAUACAGGCGGAAAGGCAGCAGGCGUAAGCACAAACGAAGGCGGCGUAGAACCAGGUCCUAUAGCCCGUCCUCCUCGCGGAGCGGCAGCCGGACGCGGGCACUGAGUGUGAGGGACGACGAGGAAGGGCACCUGAUCUGUCGGAGUGGGGACGUCCUGCAAGAGAGAUAUGAGAUUGUCAGCACUUUGGGGGAAGGCACCUUUGGGAGGGUAAUGCAGUGCAUUGACCAUCGCAGGGGAGGAGCCCAUGUUGCCCUAAAGAUUAUCAAAAAUGUGGAGAAAUACAAGGAAGCAGCUCGUUUGGAGAUCAAUGUCCUUGAGAAGAUCAAUGAGAAGGAUCCUGAUAAUAAAUUCCUGUGUGUACAGAUGUACGACUGGUUCGACUACCAUGGUCACAUGUGUAUCUCCUUUGAGCUGCUAGCUCUCAGCACCUUUGACUUUCUAAAGGAGAACAACUACCUUCCCUACUCAAUUGGUCAGGUCAGACACAUGGCCUACCAAAUCUGUCUCGCUGUGAAGUUUCUUCAUGACAAUAAGCUGACACACACGGACCUGAAGCCUGAGAACAUCCUGUUCGUUAAUUCAGACUUCACAAUGUCCUACAAUGUAGAAAAGAAACGAGAAGAGCGGACAGUUAAGAGCACAGCCGUGCGUGUCGUGGAUUUUGGCAGUGCCACUUUUGACCAUGAGCACCACAGCACCAUUGUGUCCACACGGCAUUACCGCGCCCCUGAGGUCAUACUAGAACUGGGCUGGAGCCAUCCCUGUGAUGUGUGGAGCAUUGGGUGUAUCCUGUUUGAGUACUACCUAGGUUUCACCCUGUUUCAGACCCAUGACAACAGGGAGCAUUUGGCCAUGAUGGAGAGAAUCCUAGGACCAGUUCCCUCGAGGAUGAUUCGUAAAACAAGAAAGCAGAAGUAUUUCUAUCGGGGUCGUCUGGACUGGGACGAGAGUUCGUCAGCAGGAAAAUAUGUCCGAGAAAACUGUAAACCUCUGCGGCGGUAUCUGCUGUCAGAGGCGGAGGAGCACCACCAGUUGUUUGACCUCAUUGAAAGCAUGUUGGAGUACGAGCCCUCUAAGAGGCUGACGCUCGCCGACUCCCUCAAACACCCUUUCUUUGAAAAUAACGGCGUUGGCGAGGCCACGGGCAGCAAGACCUGGGAGGGAAACAGAGACAUUAGCCGGUGACACCUGAGCCCUUCAAAGACAGAGUGACAGAGAUCAUAUUUUAUAUGUGGUGCAGGUCUUGAAUUACAGGGGCUCUCGGUGUAUUCUGUCAAUUGUCAUUAAAGCAUGGACACCUUAACGUCUUGCCCUCCCUGUCCUGUCCCUUGGAUGUCCACAUCUGCAGCCACAAGAGGCAUGUUUUUUUUCCUGCAGAGAGACCUAUACGACCCACAAGAGACUGGAAAAGAGUCCGACUUUUUUAGUGGCCUCAGUACAGGACAGAAUCACGAAAGAUUGUUUGUACCCAAGGUAGCCCUCUAUGCAGCUCCAGUCUUCCUUUUGACUUCUGACCCACCUUCAUCCAUCCGUCUGUUAAUUAAUGCUGGAGAAGAAAGGGUAUAAAGGAGGUAGCACAUACAGUAUGUGCAGCGUAGGUCUUCACCCACAUAAGUGUUCACGAUGUCAUAUUUCAAGAUAUUCUUCCCUGAUGACAUCACAUCAACAAAUUGCAAGUGUCUCCAGCCGAGGCAGAUAUCUCGAGUUCAUGUUUUUGUUUUUGUAAGGUGAGCACUUGCACUGUGUAUUAGUUUUUUUUUUAAUGUAUAAAAGGAUGAUCCUGAACAUGGAGACUGUUUACAUCCAAAAUGCUCUUUGCCAAUGAGAUAAUAAUGUGAUGACUCUCCGCACACACACAGGCCUCUGAAGCCCGUCUCAUUCAUAGAUAUAUCUGUUAAUGUUAUACAAAGCUUUCUGGGUGUGUGUCAGGUCAAGGGUGUGAGUUUGUGUAUUGUCGGUGUGGAUCGAGUGGUUAAUGCUCUCAUGUAAACAUAGUCUUUUAGUUGUUGAGCGUUGGUUAUGGAAUUGUCAAGAAUUCUCAAACAUGAAAAAACAGACAAACCGCCUUCUCCAUGUGUGAUAAUGGUUGGAUCCAAUUUGUCACCAUUAAGGUUAAGCACACAGCUCCUGGUGGAAGCCAUUGAGCUCACACACACACACACACACACAGCUCCUGAUGACAUAUUUAUUUUGAGUUCCAAUAGGUCAAUCCCCACUCCCACCUGUAAAUGACAUGUUUUUGUAUGAAAUUAAAGCGUAUAAAACUGUAUAUAUGUAUGAUUGUGUAGAAUUAAAGUUAAGUCCUCCUUGCCUGGGGCAUAUUGGUGCUCCCAGUAUCAGCUUAAGCCUGUGGCUCAAAGGAGGCACUCUGUCUUUAAAUACCA
Messenger RNA from Solea solea (common sole), 2962 nucleotides. It is a transcript of the gene clk2a, whose product is annotated as CDC-like kinase 2a. The transcript is spliced from 13 exons. Bases 171 to 1763 code for a protein of 530 amino acids. Gene Ontology annotation, molecular function: protein tyrosine kinase activity; ATP binding. Gene Ontology annotation, biological process: regulation of RNA splicing; protein phosphorylation. The record is from RefSeq and is a predicted model, not a curated record. Lineage: Eukaryota; Metazoa; Chordata; Actinopteri; Pleuronectiformes; Soleidae. Gene Ontology annotation, cellular component: nucleus.